AUUACGCGCAUUUGAACCGAGAACAACUUGUCGCCAUGUUAAACAGUUUGAAAGCAUAGGAAUUACCGGCCUCCUUUUCAGUCAGUAGUAUAGAAACUCAGGCUCAUUGCAGACCGUAUCUUAGUGCGUGGGUAGGAGGCCGACCAUGCGAUAUGCUAAUUGAUACUGGCGCUUCUGUUUCUAUCACUGACCUACCGCUCCCUUGUACAAAGCAUUCCAUUGAUCUUGCUGGCAUUGGGGGUAAUUCUGUCCGCGCAUAUAAAUCCUUUCCAGUACUUGUGGAAUCCAAUAAUGCUUAUUGGACACAAUCAUUUUUCAUUUGUAGGACUGCAGAAGGUACCAUCCUCGGUUCUGAUGGCAUGAGAUUACUGAAAGCUACUGUUGCAUACUCGCCUAUGGCUUUAUCAGUUUGUGACGCUUCUCAUAAACGCAAGACAUUGCCAUUAGCUGCUCUUUCCCAUACUGCUAUAGCAUCUGUUGCAACACCUAUUGUCCAUUCCUGGGAUUUGACUAACAAGUUCCAAGCUUUAUGUGCAACAUUCCCUGCAUGCUGGUCUGUGCACAAACUGGAUUGUGGAGCUGCACCAUUACCACCACUUGAGACUCUGAAAGAUAAACAAAAGGAGGGGGGGCAAGAAUCGCAGACAUAUGAACCUGGACAAUGGGUUAUGAUAAGAGCCCCUCAUCCUAGAUCUUUCCAACCUCGAUGGCAAGGACCACACCAGGUCUUACUAACCUCUGAGACUGCUCUUCGAGUUACAAGCAUCCCGGUCUGGAUCCACCAAUCCCGGACCAAACCAUGCCCAUCACCCGAAGACCUCAAAAAGCCUGAAGAACUCCCUGCCACGGACGACUGCAGCCUUCACGAAUCAGGUGCAAACGUUCCAAUUUUUUUCACAUACUCAACCAAAUUGAGCAUUCAAGUUAUGCUCCCAUCCAACAUGCUGAAUUCAUUUGUAAUCAUACAUAAUAUAGAACCAAGUUGUAAUAACUUGGGAGUACUUGAUAAUGCCCUCACAUGGUAUUCUGUUUUCUUCCUCAUAUGCCGGAGAGGACACUCCCAUGACACCAUACCGGCGCCGAGGACACCACCCCUCCAAGACCAUGUUGCUGCAAACCAGGAGUAAAUUGCAAGAAAUCCCACCAAGCCUUGAAUCGAGCCUUCCCUACCAAACCAAUGUCACUAUCCAUCCAGCCAGCAACAGAAGGACUUUUUUCUUUACAAGUUAUGUUCUUGGAGUACAUCUCGUUCGCCCGUAAGGGGGACGUGAGGGAAUUUUGCCUGAAGUUUUCCUAACACAGGUUUUUGACAGGUUUUCGCCCUCACCCUGAACAAUGACUAAAUAAAUGUAACUGUAAAAUUGACUUAACCAUGAGAUUCAUGUUGUGUCAAAAGGAGGGACUGUUAGGAUACAUAAAGUUUGUGCUGUAGGAGACAGACAGAUUUGUGUAUUCCAAAACCUCACGUGCAUGUGAGAGUCCGCCAUUGUUUUACAAA
Molecule: messenger RNA, 1498 nt
Organism: Anguilla anguilla (European eel)
Lineage: Eukaryota; Metazoa; Chordata; Actinopteri; Anguilliformes; Anguillidae
Exons: 2
Coding region: 153-1127 (324 amino acids)
Source: RefSeq, a predicted model, not a curated record